Bursaphelenchus xylophilus (pine wood nematode) is the source of this 1586-nucleotide messenger RNA. Lineage: Eukaryota; Metazoa; Nematoda; Chromadorea; Rhabditida; Aphelenchoididae. The record is from the annotation of a GenBank genome assembly.
AUGGGACGUGAUCGCUCUACUUGCUUGUACAUCGGCAAUCUUCCUCCAGAUUGCCGCACGCGUGAUAUCGAAGACAUUUUCCACAAAUACGGACGUAUUAAGUAUUGCGAUGUGAAGAACAGAACUCAACGUGGAGGAAUUUCAUUUGGGUUUAUCGAAUUUGAAGAUGCUCGGUAAGAUUUGAAUUUUUUUUUUGGUGUUUAUGUCUUUAGACUUGAGUCAACUGAUAAUAUUGGGUUUUAAUGGUCGUAGCAAUCUGAUUGAGCUUUUAAAUUCUCGGAUUUGACAUUAAACCUUUGUUUUUUGCAUAAUUUACGUUAAUGUAAGGUGCUCUUUCAAGGAAUUCCUGAUUUUUUAAGGCUAAUCUUAAUUAAGAGCUAGGGAACUUGUAGUCAAGUAAGGUUGAACAUUUUCCCGUGUUUUGUCAUCUGUCUCUUUCGGUUGUUGUGUUGGCUUCGUUCUGUUACCAGCUGUUCUUCAUUUGGUUUAUCAAUUAUAGCCUCAGCCCAAUGACUCAAAUCAAUUAGGGACCUUCUCAAUUCUAAAACGUUCGCGUCUUGUCGUAAACAGGAUCCUUCUUCCGCUCCCCUCGGAGAUUCUCUAAGACGGACUUGGAGUCGCGCAAAAACCCACUAGGAAUAUUGUACAUCACACCAAUCAAUAUGUCAUUUCAAUUUGAUAUGGUUGCAAAGGAAAAGUCGGGAGUUGAACGCGUUUUCAAGCAAGUCAAAGUGAUUUGGGGAGCAAACACUGACAAAUUGGGGACAUCUCAAUGUGUUACAAGCAACAAGAUCGAGUGUAAUAUCACCAUGUCUGCCAUGGAUAAUAUAAUGGGUUUUGAUGUUUUAGAGACGCCGAAGAUGCCCAAAGAGGAAGGGAUGGAUAUGAUUUGGAUGGAUAUCGUAUUCGAGUGGAAGAAACUCGUGGCGCCGGACCCAGAGGACCUGGGGGGAAACCGCUGCAUGGACCUGAUGAUCGUCGCGGCCACCGCGGUGGCGGAAGAGGUGGCCCCCGCAGACGUGGACAUCGCGUCUACGUCUCUGGCCUUCCACCCACUGGCUCUUGGCAAGAUCUGAAGGAUCAUAUGAGAUCCGUCGGUGAAAUUGUUUGUGCUGAUGUCAACCGUGAUGGAACAGGAAUUGUGGAAUUCGCCCGCUACGACGAUGCCAAAUAUGCUAUCAAGAAGAUGGACGAUACCAAGUUCACAUCUCAUGAGGUAUGUUUUUCUUAUUUUUUGUUGGUUUUUAGGAGAAUUUCGAGUCUGGCAUGGUGAAGAUAUCGAUGAUGAGAUAGUGUCAUGCUAAUCAUGAAAGAGCUUGGCGCUCGCCCUCCAUGUUGCAAAAGACCAAUCUGAGAUUGAUUUCCCCGGUCAAAACUAUUAAUUUGGAGGACUUUUUACAUUUUUUGUGGAUAAAAUAUAAUUUUUAUAUUUUCAGGGCGAAACCGCUUACAUUCGCGUCUCCGACGAAGGACCUCGUCGUUCGCGGACUCGCUCUCGCAGCCGCAGUCCACGCCGUUCCCCACGUCGCUCGCCGGCCUAUAGCGACCGCUCCGUGUCCAGAUCUCGCUCCCGUUCCCGCUCUUGA